CUCAAGAAAAAGCUCAACUUUCCUCUCUAUGCAACAGUGACACCCCUCCACCUCUCUCCUCUGCCUCUCCUUCAACACUGGAAUAGUACUGGCAUUGAACUCAUCUUCUGUGCCAAAAAAAAGUCAACUUUGAAGGAGGAAGAAGAAGAGGUGGAGGGAGGAGGAGGAACAACAGGGACCCCUUUCUCUAGAGUGAACUUUUCACAACGACCUUGUCUGCAUCUCGGUCUUCUUUUGUCUCACUGAGCAAUGAGUCCAAGUUGUGACUGCGCCUCCUCUAUCCUCCUGUGCGCUGAGGACAACGACAGCAUCCUGGGCUUCGACGAUGGUGAGGAGGAGGGCGGGCAUAGGCCUGGAUGGGUUUCUGAACCAAAAAGGUGCGAUUUUUAUGGGGAUAUCCUCGCGGGUUUUCCCCUGCAGUCGGAUGAGUUGUUGAGCUUGUUGGUCGAGAGAGAGCAGGAGCAUCUGCCGAGGAAGGACUACCGCGAGAGGCUGUGUUCUGGGGCGUUGGACUCCUCCAUCAGGAGAGAUGCUAUUGAUUGGAUUUGGAAGGUUCAUGCUCAUUACAAUUUUGGACCACUGAGUGCCUAUUUAUCUGUAAAUUACUUGGAUAGGUUCCUCUCUUCCUAUGAUCUCCCACAAGGCAAGGCUUGGAUGACACAACUAUUAUCUGUGGCCUGCCUAUCUUUGGCUGCCAAGAUGGAGGAAACUGAAGUUCCUCUGUCCCUGGAUUUACAGGUUGGUGAGGCAAAAUAUAUAUUUGAAGGAAGGACAAUUCAGAGAAUGGAGCUUCUGGUGAUGAGCACCCUCAAAUGGAGGAUGCAAGCUGUGACUCCUUUCUCAUUCAUAGAUUUCUUCCUCCACAAGUUCAAUGGUUGUGGUGCACCUAGCAAGUUGUCACUUUCUCGAUCUGCCGAACUCAUCCUGAGCACGAUUAGAGGCAUUGAUUUCCUAGCAUUCAGACCCUCAGCAAUUUCUGCAGCCAUUGCACUGUUGGUUUUGGGAGAAACCCAGAUUGUGGAUGUUGAGGAGGCCUUGUCUUGUUGCUGUCAUGUAGCUAAGGAGGGGGUGUUGGGAUGUUAUGAAGUGAUUCAAGACAAAGUAUUGAUGAGGAAGCAGUCAGCCAAAGACCUAGUCUCCUCGGUAUCCUGUGUGCCCCAAAGCCCUGUUGGGGUGUUGCAUGCUGCAUGCCUGAGCUACAAGAGUGAUGAUGCAACUGUUGUGUCACAUGCAACAUGUCUUGGUCUCUCUCCAGCUAGCAAGAGGAGGAAAACAACCAGAUGAUCAAUGUCAUGGAGUUUUUGUGUGUACCUGAUCUCUUAAGAUGUUUUAGCACCUUGAAAAAAACAAGUGUUUUGGUUUGGUUAGGCAGGAUUUUGGUGUGUUCAGAAAGAAUGCCACUAGCUUGUUCAGAUUGGAAAGAACAAAUCAGAAUGAGAAAUGCCAAACAUAUAAAUCUGAGAGGAGAGAGACACCUCUCCGGGGAAUAAUGUAUUGGUUUUCUUUGCAAAACGAGGAAACCUGGAAACAAAUCUCUUCAAGGAUCAAAGGUGAACACAGACCAGAGAAAAAGAAAGCUGAAUGGAAAGUGAAGAGAAAAAAGAGCAGGGAGUGGAUUUCUUGUGAGAAUUAUUGUUCAUUUGUCAUUAUCUGCUUAAAAAAUAGUUUUAUGGUAUUUCUAAUGCCUGUCACCCUACUAUUUCA
This is a messenger RNA of Musa acuminata AAA Group (dessert banana), 1704 nucleotides long. Its product is annotated as cyclin-D3-1-like. Gene Ontology annotation, molecular function: cyclin-dependent protein serine/threonine kinase regulator activity. Gene Ontology annotation, cellular component: cytoplasm; cyclin-dependent protein kinase holoenzyme complex; nucleus. The record is from RefSeq and is a predicted model, not a curated record. NCBI's taxonomy places the organism in Eukaryota, Viridiplantae, Streptophyta, Magnoliopsida, Zingiberales, Musaceae. The transcript is spliced from 6 exons. Bases 250 to 1284 code for a protein of 344 amino acids. Gene Ontology annotation, biological process: mitotic cell cycle phase transition; regulation of cyclin-dependent protein serine/threonine kinase activity.